Messenger RNA from Polyodon spathula (Mississippi paddlefish), 6136 nucleotides. RefSeq names its product apoptosis-stimulating of p53 protein 2-like. The record is from RefSeq and is a predicted model, not a curated record. The coding region runs from base 827 to 4216 and encodes 1129 amino acids. Gene Ontology annotation, cellular component: nucleus. The transcript has 19 exons. NCBI's taxonomy places the organism in Eukaryota, Metazoa, Chordata, Actinopteri, Acipenseriformes, Polyodontidae. Gene Ontology annotation, biological process: signal transduction; regulation of apoptotic process. Gene Ontology annotation, molecular function: p53 binding.
UUUACUAUUGUUUUGCUAAUUUCAUAACGGGGUUGAAAUUUUUCUAAUUUAAUUAACAAUAACUGCUGUUGGUGUGAGAUAAGUUGCUUUCUCACGAGGCCCGGUCUUCCUAUGGAUUGUUAUAUAAACAAACAUAUCAAGAAAACAAACACUGCUGUUUAAAUUAAAGGCGUUUCUCGUCUUCCUCGAGGUCUUUCACAGGCAGGGCGUGACUCGAGCAUGCAAAUCCCUUCUCAGCCGGUUCCACCGGGACUCUGUUGUGUCUCUGAAGACCAGACGUCGGGUUAAGGAGAGUCUGGGGCCGGGGAGAAGCUGCAGUGGAUUCCAGUGGGAUGAGUUUCCUUUCACGACGUCACGACGGGCUGGGUUGGCGAUUGUUGGUACAGCCAGGGGGAGAACUGAAGCAGUCUAUAUUGAGCUUUCAUGGCUACCAUCUGCCUGUUUUUGUUUUUAAAUAAAACAGCCCAAAACGUUUAAUUUCCGUACAUCGUUGUGGACAGUGAAGGCAUUCAUCAUAUACACUACAACCGGUCCAUCGAAAAGAGGGUGCGCGUCGCAUGCAGGAGUUUAUUUUCAAAAAAGAAAACACGGGACAGGAAACUUUCUUUGGAUAAAGAGGUGUAAAAGGAUCAGGCCUCGCCGUACCACUGCAACAGGUUUCUACCGAAGAACAAGAAAAUAGAUUCUGUACAGAAGGAAUAAAAAUAAAUACAAAGGAAAAUAAAAAAAAAAACUGAAGGAUUAAAAAACAAAACGUAUUUAUCAUUGUACAAUAGUGUAAUUAAAAAUUACAGCAUUAUAUAUAUUCUGAUAACUGAAAGUUUAAAUGCGGUACGGAGCUAAAAUGAUGCCGAUGUUUUUGACUGUGUACCUCAGUAAUAACGAUCAGCAUUUUACGGAGGUGCCCGUUACCCCAGAGACCACCUGCCGUGAUGUGGUGGAGCUGUGCAAGGAACCCGGCGAAACCGAAUGCCAGCUGGCAGAAAUGUGGCGGGGUUCAGAGCGAGCAAUAGCAGAUGAUGAGCGAAUGCUCGACGUUCUGCAGCACUGGGGGCACAAGAGAGCCGAAGUGAGAUUCUUCCUUCGGCAUGACCGACCACCCACCAGAGAAUCAGGUGUAGCCAGACCCCAGGAUCAAACUGCCAAGAAUGGUGUGAAAGGCCCUAUGGACAGGAAGAUGGAAAAUGGGGCGGGAGUUCCCCGGAUGGACAUGACUCUGUCUGAACUGCAGGAGAUGGCAACAAGGCAGCAACAGGAAAUUGAUGCUCAGCAGCAACUACUAGCAUCCAAGGAGCAGCGGCUGCGCUACCUCAAGAUGCAUGAUCAGAGGCAGCAGCAGCAGGUAUCCGAGCAGAACAAGCUCCAGAGACUGCGGGAAAUUGCAGAGAACCAGGAAGCCAAGCUCAAGAAAGUACGAGCGCUAAAGGGGCAUGUGGAGCAGAAGCGUCUCAGCAAUGGCAAACUUGUGGAGGAGAUUGAGCAGAUGAACAACCUGUUCCAGCAGAAGCAGAGGGAGCUGGUGGUGGCAGUGUCAAAGGUGGAGGAACUCAGCAGGCAGCUGGAGAUGCUGAACAACGGCAAGAUUGACAGUUUUCAUGAUAACCAAGGGGCUGUUGCUGAGCUUGACCGACUUUACAAGGAGCUGCAGCUAAGGAACAAACUGAACCAAGAACAGAAUGCAAAGCUGCAGCAGCAGAGAGAAUGUUUAAACAAGCGCAACCAGGAGGUAACAGUGAUGGACAAGCGUGUGAACGAGCUGCGAGAUCGCCUGUGGAAGAAGAAGGCAGCCCUGCAGCAUAAGGAGAAUGUGCCAACUGUCUUUCCUGAUAAAGAGAAUUCUGCAAAAGAAAACCAAAACCAAUAUUUUACAAAGAAGAUUACACCUGACAGCACUGCAUCUCAGCAGACAGUUUCAUCCCAAAGCAGGGUGGCUGCGGUCGGUCCGUACAUCCAGUCCUCCACUGUGCUUUGCGGCCCCUCCAGACAUGAGCUCCUGAUCAAGCCAGCCUACCCUGAUGGCACGUCCUCUCUGCCGGUGCAAGACAGACCCCUAAAAACACAGACACUUCCAAUGGGAAGAGCUGCGAAAACUGCUGGAGGUUCAGGAAUCCAGGCUCCCAGGCCACCUCAGGCUAGCACUGACUGGAGUAAUGUAGACCCCUCUGCUAACCAUGGUUCGGCCUCCACUCUGCCUAGGACAGGAACCUACAGCACUGCAGAGCAGGAUCUGUCCACAGGUGGUCUCCGGAAAAACCAGAGCAGCGAGGAUCUACUGCGAGAUGCACAGAAUGCUCCCAGGAAUCCAGUGAAAAUCCCACCCCCUGUCCCCAGCAAGCCCAAUAAAAUCAACCUGUCUUUCAUCAGUCUGUCCAGCCAGCCUCUAACUGCUGAUAGUAGACUGGAGGAUUCACAGAAGACUGUUUUAGUUACAGGGACUUUUCCUGGCAAAACCAAGCCGGUAAACCAGCAGCCACAGCCCCUGGCACAGCAUUCCUCUCAGCAGAUCCAGCAAAGAACCUCUGUACCCCACUCCCUGACAGGUCAAAACCACACCCUCCCACUGCCUUCCAAACAAGAGACCCCCCCAGCCGCCACUGUGCAUCCCUUCACCCCACAGCCACCAGCUAAGGAGGCACCAUCCCAGUCCUUUCACAAACCACAGACCGUGACAGCCAGCUCUAUUUACUCCAUGUACACAAAGCAACAGACCCCAGGCAAGAACUUCCAGCAAGCAGUGCAAAGCGCACUGACCCGUGCACAGACCCGAGGGACGCCCUUCACUAGCGUAUAUGGAAAACCUGUAAUCGCAGGAGCCAACAACUCCCAGCAACUCUCUGAAAAUGCCUACCUGGACCAGCCUGAUUCUGAACCAGAGCUGGGAGUGAUCAGCUCUGGGUCUGAGCCUCAGGAGAUAGAGCGAAUCCCUCGACCCUUGAGCCCCACCAAGUUGCUUCCCUUCAUCUCUAACCCGUACCGGCACCAAAGUGAAAUGGAACUGGAUGCUCUCAGAAAAAAGCUGUACAAUGCACCUCGGCCCCUGAAAAAGCGCAGCUCCAUCACAGAGCCCGAGGGCCCCAACGGCCCGAACAUCCAAAAGCUGCUGUACCAGAAGGCCACCUUGCCAGCCAUGGGGACAGUAGGUUCCACUCCUUUCUAUCAGCCGAAUCCAGCAGCAGAGGAGGAAGAUGGGCCACAUAAAGAAGCAGCUAGCAUGAAGGACAGAGUGGGCACUGAAGCUGAAACAGUGCCUGAAACUAUCACGGCAGAAGCUGACGUGAUAAAAGAACAGAAGGAUCAGUUUGUGCCCCCUCCACCGUCCCACCCUGCGCCCAUGCUUGAAGGACUGCAGGAAUUCUUGAGCCCUCCAGAGGAGGAGCAUGACCCCAGCGCCCCUCUGCCUCUGGAGGCCUACAUGGAGGAGUAUCCACCAUACCCUCCUCCUCCCUACCCUACCAUGGGGGAGCAGGAGAACCUUGGAGAGGACACCUUCAGCAUGCGCCCCCCUGAGAUCACAGGCCAGGUCUCGCUCCCACCGGGUAAGAGGACAAACCUGAGGAAGACGGGCUCAGAGAGGAUAGACCACGCGAUGCGUGUAAAAUUCAACCCACUCGCUCUUCUGCUCGACUCUUCUCUGGAGGGAGAAUUUGACCUGGUGCAGAGAAUAAUAUAUGAGGUGGAUGACCCAAGCCAGCCAAAUGACGAAGGGAUCACAGCUCUUCAUAACGCAGUCUGUGCCGGCCACACCGAAAUCGUCAAGUUUCUCGUCCAGUUCGGGGUGAACGUUAACGCUGCCGACAGCGAUGGUUGGACCCCCUUACACUGUGCUGCCUCCUGCAAUAACGUCCAGGUCUGCAAGUUCCUCGUGGAGUCGGGGGCAGCGGUGUUUGCAGCGACGUACAGCGACAUGCAGACUGCAGCUGAUAAGUGUGAGGAGAUGGAGGAAGGGUACACCCAGUGCUCGCAGUUCCUCUAUGGUGUCCAGGAGAAGAUGGGCAUCAUGAACAGAGGGGUGGUGUACGGGCUGUGGGACUAUGAGGCUCAGAACGAUGACGAGCUUGUGUUCAGAGAGGGGGACUGCAUGACGACUGUGCGGCGGGAGGAUGAGGAUGAGGUCGAUUGGUGGUGGGUGCGGCUCGGAGACCAAGAGGGAUACGUCCCCCGCAACCUCCUCGGGUUGUAUCCAAGAAUCAAACAAAGACAAAGGAGCCUAGCAUGAAGAUUCUGGAGUAAACCCUCAAACCCUUUUUAUCUGCCUGAGUCUACACUAUAUACGUAAACAGUAGCAGUGACACGGCAGCUGAAACUAAAAAAUAAACUAUAUAUGGUCCAAAAGUCUUAAACAAUGAAGAAAGCCGCUCAUAUGAAGAAAACACUACUAAAUGAAGGAACAAUGCUAUUGCUUUUUUUAUGAUGUGACGGUCUGUUCCAGAGAUUGAUACUGUUGCUGCUGUGGUGCGAGGUAAAAAAAAAAAAGGGGCAGGAUUUAACAAGACCUUUUACUGCAGAUUAAGACAGGUGGCUUUUUAGUGAAAAAUGGCAGCACCACACCUCUCUGUAAUUUUGAUGACAUCAAGUAAUGUAUAUUUCAGUUGUUCGCUGCAGCAUUGUUCAGAUUAAUAUAGAGCUUUUUAAGGAAUUUUUGUUUGCGUACAAAGUGUUAUAUAUACAGAACAUACUUUACCAGGCUUGCUUAUAUAUGGUGGUAUUGUGAUCUCAGGCCACAAAUGAACAGCAGGGCUGUUUGUGGACCUUAAUGUCUUCAAUGCAAUCCUUGGCUGGUCAAAAUCAUUUGGACUGUAAGAAAGGUGUAUUGAUACUAUCUCUAGUAUUUGUUUUUUAUAAGAGUAAAAUACGGAAGUUUUAUUUCUCAAUAAAAACAUGGUUGAUAGGGUUUCAGUAUACUAAUGGCUCCAUAUUGUAUUUUAUUAAGCGAAAAAAGUGCUUAACUUGUACCUUUUUAGGUGAAAUUUGAUUGAAUUUGUUAAGUGGUUUAACUACAGUCAGAAUGUAUGUUCUGUGCUUCGAACUAAGAGUGUUCAUGUAUUUUAACCUGUAUCAUGAUGAAGUCAUCGAUUUCUGUCUAGUUUUCUCCAAAAAAUGGCUGUUGUAAACAAUAGAGAAUAUUAGUCAUAGGCCAAAUAAAAGUGCAUUCUGUUUAAUCAAACUGCUGUUACUGUAUCCAGCAAUAAAACUAACAUAAAAGAUAUAUGUACAUAUCUUCAUGAGCCAAACGACACUAUAAGAUUAAAAUUUCUGUAUUACCUUUUAAUAGUGCUCUACAUGGAUGGAGACAUUCUCGGCUUUACCGAGAUAGUUUGUCUCAGUUGAGCUUAAAUAGGUGAGCAAUAGACACAAAUAUCUUGGGUGGGCCCUAUGAAAUCAUGGAACAGUGAAAUCUAGAACGGCUCAUACUGCUGUGGAAUUCUUGCUAUCCCUGCAGUACAACACUAAAACUUACUGAGCAUGUGCAGAGUCAGAAGUAACUCUGGGAAAACUAAAAUUGAACUUCUUAAACAUUGUGUGUCUUUGGAAAUAAACAUUGCAUUGACUGCAUUUAUGAAAAUCCUCCUGCUGACAGCAUUUAAUAAAAACUGACAAAUCAGCCUACCAGCCCCUGAAAUACCUCUAUUGAUACCACCUCCAAGUGCAGUUAUGCAGGACAAUAUAUUUAACUGCAGCUGGCACAUAGUGGAGAUCUUGCAAUAGGUGUCAGAUUUUGCCUUUAAAUGAAAGCUGUUGGUCCUCUUCAGUGAAAACCUUGCGUCGUAACGGUAUCCAGUCUUUUAACAAGCAAUACAUUCCAUGGAUUAUUGUAGCAAAAGUUAAUAUUACUUUGAUAGUUUCACUGCAAUACAGGUUUAUUUCCUGCUCCGAGUUAUUAAAGGAUAUCCAUAAAUGUAUAUUUUCAGUUACUAAAUCCCUCUAGACAUUUUAAAAUUACACUUGUGGAUUUGUGUCUUCUAAUGUGCCCAUCCAUUAAUAUCAUUAAUUGUUUGGAGCAGUGUAGACCUUAAAUAUCAUGUGUUUCUACAAAUGUAGUUUGUUUUUUUGGUGCUUUUUUUUUUUUUUUUUUUGUAUAGUAAUUAUAAGAUCACUUGUAGAGUUUAAGGAUUCACAAUAAAAUACUUCAAAUGAG